Sphenostylis stenocarpa is the source of this 1638-nucleotide messenger RNA. Lineage: Eukaryota; Viridiplantae; Streptophyta; Magnoliopsida; Fabales; Fabaceae. The record is from the annotation of a GenBank genome assembly.
AUGGGGAACUCCUCUUCAAAUAAGAAAGAAACUCUUCCCAUCGACACCACUUUUAAGCUUCCAGCAAAUAUACCAGUUUGGCCGCAGGGAGGUGGAUUUGCUACUGGAACUGUAAUUAUAGAAGGACUUAAAUUGUUUCAGAUUUCAACAUUCAACAAGGUUUGGACAACCUUAGAAGGUGGACCUGGUAAUGCAGGAGCUACUUUCUUUGAGCCUGCAGGAAUACCUGAGGGGUUCUUCUCCUUAGGCCACUAUAGCCAACCCAACAACAAGCCUCUCUUUGGAUCAGUUCUGGUGGCAAAAGAUGAGUCAUCUUCAAGUGAAAAUGGAGCUUUGAAGAAACCAGUUGAUUACUCACUUGUGUGGAGCAGCAAGUCCCAAAAGAUCAAGCAAGACAAGGAUGGUUAUGUUUGGCUACCAACGCCACCUGAUGGCUAUAAGGCAUUAGGCCAUGUUGUCACCCCCACACCAGAGAAGCCUUCACUUGACAAAAUCAGGUGUGUGAGGUCAGAUCUCACAGACCAGUGUGAGACAAACUCAUGGAUUUGGGGACCAGACAAGAGCACUGAUGAGAAAGGUUUUAAUGUUCAUGAAGUAAGGCCAAGCAAUAGAGGCAUUCAAGCUCCUGGUGUUCUUGUUGGGACAUUUUUUGCCCAUAAUGGUGAAACUCCUUCCCCUCUCCCUAUUGCUUGUUUGAAGAACACCAACAUGAAUUUCUCCUCCAUGCCCGAUUUACCCCAAAUUAAGGCACUAGUCCAAGCCUACUCUCCAUUUAUGUACUUGCAUUCUAAAGAAAAGUUCCAACCUGCUUCUGCUAAGUGGUAUUUCACCAAUGGGGCAUUGCUUUUCAAGAAAGGGGAAGAGUCCAAACCUGUGUCAAUAGAUCCAACAGGCUCUAACCUUCCUCAGGGUGGCAACAAUGAUGGUGAGUAUUGGUUGGACCUCCCUACAGACAAAGCCAACAUGGAGAGGGUCAAGAAAGGGGAUUUCAAGAGUAGCCAAGCCUAUGUCCAUGCAAAACCCAUGUUUGGAGGAACAUUCACUGACCUUGCCAUGUGGGUUUUCUACCCAUUCAAUGGGCCUGGAACAGCCAAAGUUGGGCUCAUAGACAUUCCCCUUGGGGUUAUAGGAGAACAUGUGGGGGACUGGGAGCAUGUCACACUUAGAGUAAGCAAUUUCAAUGGAGAACUAAAAAAGGUGUAUCUCUCACAACAUAGCAAUGGUCAAUGGGUUGAGGCCCCUCAGCUUGAGUUCCAAAGUGGAAACAAACCAGUGACUUAUUCCUCCUUGAAUGGCCAUGCCAUUUAUCCAAAAGCAGGUCUUGUCAUGCAAGGCCUUGAUGGAAUUGGAAUAAAGAAUGAAACUGAAAAGGGUGAGAAGGCGAUUGACAUGGGGGUAGACUUUGAAAUUGUUGCUGGUGAGUAUUUGGGGUCAGCAAUUGUUGAACCACCUUGGCUGAACUAUUUCAGGCAAUGGGGUCCAAAAGUUUCCUAUGACAUUGCAAAGGAGUUAGACAAAUUGGAGAAGGUAUUCCCUGCAUUGGAAGCUCUGAAAGAGAUUUUGCCAAAUGAGUUGUUGGGAGAGGAAGGACCCACAGGACCUAAGCUCAAGAGAAAUUGGAGUGGUGAUGAAGUUUGA